AACAACGAACCCAACAACCCAAACCACCGUGAUAAGCUCUCCCACCUUGCACAUUAUUAUCUCCGCACUUCAUCAUCAGUAGCAAAAAGGAAGUAAUCUGUCCGUGCUGAAAUCAAAUCCAAGCUACCGGUAGUAAUCUAAUCAUGUUCAUGAUGAAGGUGGUUUUCUUGGCGCAGUGCGCUCUUUCAGUGUCAGCAUUUGUCACUCCUUCUUCCAAUAUACAUGUUCGACCUACCAACAAUAUCCUCCAGUUGUCCAUGGCUCAAGAUCCAACACAUGCCCACCACGAACAAGAUCGUCGAUCUCUCUUGACUAAUCUUAUCCUUACAGGAACACUGUUCCUUCCCACCCACAGUGCCUUGGCGGAGGAAGCUCCAGCAACGCCGCCCAAAUCCAAAAAAGUCGUCGUCCUGGGAGGCGCUGGCUAUGUCGGAUCUCGUGUGACGACUCUGUUGGCGGCCCAAGAUGGCAUUUCCGUUGUCUCGGUAUCUCGAUCCUCCCCCGCCGAUCAAGCGGCUAAAAUCAAAGCCAACACGGGUCAAUCAGUACCGUCCAGUCUGGAAUUUGCGUCGCUCGAUGCUCUACAAGACGAUUUGAGUUCUGUCAUGAAGGAUGCAUCGAUUGUCGUAUCCUGUGUCGGCAUUGCUCCCUGGGAAAAAUCCACGGCACGAGCCGGCAAUGGAGUGGCCAAUACCCGCAUUGCCGAUGCCGCCAAGGCAGCCGGGGUCGAAAAGUUUGUCUAUGUCGGCGUCGAUACUCAAUUCUCCAAUGGACCCGGCAAAUUCUUGUUUUCGGAAUACAUGAAAGGCAAAGCGGAAGCCGAAGCGGCCGUGCUCAAGGAUUUUGGUAGCGGCAGCGCCGUCUUUAUCAAACCAGGACUCAUUGAUGGAGCACCACCGGGAGAAAUUCGACCACCGGCUCCUCCAGGAUUGGCCACAUUGUCACCCGAUGCGGUGGCCAAGGCCGUCGUGGCAGCAGUGUUGGGAACCGUCAGUGGUUCCGUCGAUGGAUACGAUGCCAUUAUGGCCGCGGCCAAGUAGCUAGCCAUCGAUCUUUUGCGCCAAAUCGUUGCCAGAUAGUACUAUAGAACUAUAAAAAAGCCCUUGCUGACACACGGGUAAACUAUAAUCCGUACAGGACAUCAAGGGCAACAUUCUCGUCUCAACCAUGCAACUUGGCUCGCGGAUGGAAACUUACCGGCACCACGGCUUUUAAGCUAGCUAUAACCAAUAAAUAACCUGCCUAGCUAGCG
Molecule: messenger RNA, 1252 nt
Organism: Seminavis robusta
Lineage: Eukaryota; Bacillariophyta; Bacillariophyceae; Naviculales; Naviculaceae
Source: the annotation of a GenBank genome assembly